GUAGUGUCUGACAACAUAACGAUGGCUGCUUCAACUGGUAGCGUUAGCAGUAAAGGACCAGAACUAUCUAAAGCCGAGUACCUAAAACGUUACUUAUCCGCGGAUAAAGAUGCCAAGAAGUCAAAGGGGAAGCUUAAAAAGAAACGGCGAAAGGUUCCUGAGAAAGGACUUAAAAUAGUAGACGAUGACAUAGACUGGAAACAGCUGGCCAAAGAGGAGGAGGAGAUUGAAGAGGAUGAAGAGGAAGCGCCAGUGGUUGCUGAGAUGAUUGACGAGAGACCAGAGGAAGUGAAACAGAUGGAAGCCUUCAGAACCAGCAAUAGAUGGAAGGUGAUUGGAGCCGAUGAAAUUAAAGACACAGAAGAUGGGGAAGGAGGGCAUCUGUAUUCAGAGCCUUCGGAAUUGAGCAGGAGUCGCCACGAUUCGCCUGAGUUGUCAUCAAAGAGGAGGAGACAUGAUUCUCCUGUCAGAAAGAACCGCCAUGACUCUCCAGACGUAUCUCCCCCAAGAAGAGGACGCCAUGACUCUCCAGACGUAUCUCCCCCAAGAAGAGGACGCCAUGACUCACCAGACUUGUCACCUCCUAGACAACGGUCAGGGAGAACAGGGAAGGCUCAAAGUAAAGAUUCAUCACCCACCAGAAAAAAGCCCAGCUCAUCAUCAAGUAAAAAACGUUCCCCUGAUGCUCAUCGAUCACCAUUGGCAAAGAGAGCUCAAAAUAGGCAUGAUUCAGACUCGGACCAGUCACCUCCACGAAGAAAACCACUAAAGGGAGAAGCUUCAGACUCAGACCAGUCUCCUCCUCGGAAGCACUCAAAAAAACGAGGCUCAGACUCUGACCAGUCGCCACCCAGGAGGCGGCCACAGAGUGGAAAGGACUCGGAUGAAGAUCUGUCGCCACCUCGUAGACCUGGUCAGUCACAGGGUCCGCGGAUGCUUUCUGGUGGGAAGGCAGGUCUGGUUUCUGUAGAUGUUUUAAGAAAGGAGCAGGAGGAGAACCGACGCAGAGAAAAAAACAACCAGCCACUAGAAGAUGAAUCCCGCAAUGCUCAGACGGUGUUCCGAGACAAGAGCGGUAAAAGGAGGGAUUUAGAUACAGAGAGAGAAGAACAGAAGAGGAAAGCUGGAAUCAAAGCAGCAAAGGAUGAGAAAUAUGCACAGUGGGGGAAAGGGUUGGCCCAGAGCCAGAUGCAUCAACAGAAACUUGAGGAUGCCCUGCAUGAAGCCCAGAAGCCGCUGGCACGUCACUGCGAUGAUGAGGAUCUUGACCGCAUGUUGAGAGAGCAGGAAAGGGAGGGAGACCCAAUGGCUGCAAUGCUCAGACGGAAAAAGGAACGCAACACGAACACACAAGACAAACCUCGAUAUAAAGGCCCAGCACCACCUCCAAACCGCUUCAAUAUGCAACCAGGCUAUCGAUGGGAUGGAGUUGACAGGUCAAAUGGUUUUGAACAGAAACGCUACACACGGAUGGCAGAUAAAAAAGCCGUCCAGGACGCAGCCUAUAAAUGGAGUGUUGAGGACAUGUAAUGGCAGUCGGACACUGAUGGAUCAGGGAGCUGAAGAGCAGAAAGCAGAAUAUCGAAUCCAUGCUGUUGAAACAACUGCAGAUUAGACAUCUGCUCAAAAGACCUGACAUUUUGAAAAAGAAAAAUGUUGUUCACCUUUCCAAAGCAGUUUUAUAUCAGCUACAAACAUAACUGUAAAUAGCAGUGAAUUGACAGCAUCUUUAUGAUUUUGUAAUAAUUGACUCAAUCAGGACCAGCAGAACAGAUGUGUUUUUCAUUGUUUUAUUAAAUAAUGUUUUUGUAAA
Messenger RNA from Micropterus salmoides (largemouth bass), 1813 nucleotides. RefSeq names its product BUD13 homolog (gene bud13). Gene Ontology annotation, biological process: mRNA splicing, via spliceosome. NCBI's taxonomy places the organism in Eukaryota, Metazoa, Chordata, Actinopteri, Centrarchiformes, Centrarchidae. Gene Ontology annotation, molecular function: RNA binding. The record is from RefSeq and is a predicted model, not a curated record. The transcript is spliced from 10 exons. Bases 22 to 1530 code for a protein of 502 amino acids. Gene Ontology annotation, cellular component: U2-type spliceosomal complex; RES complex.